Molecule: messenger RNA, 2122 nt
Organism: Ricinus communis (castor bean)
Lineage: Eukaryota; Viridiplantae; Streptophyta; Magnoliopsida; Malpighiales; Euphorbiaceae
Product: phosphoinositide phospholipase C 2
Exons: 9
Coding region: 119-1903 (594 amino acids)
Biological process (GO): phosphatidylinositol-mediated signaling; lipid metabolic process
Molecular function (GO): phosphatidylinositol-4,5-bisphosphate phospholipase C activity
Source: RefSeq, a predicted model, not a curated record
AACAGCAAGAAGCAAACAAAACAGACACAAUCCUCAAAAUUCACUACUUUCUCUCUCUAAACUUGCCUACAUUUUUUUCCACUUCUCUCUCUAAAAUCCCCAUAGCCCAGUUUCCAAAAUGUCCAAACAGACAUACAGAGUGUGUUUCUGCUUCCGGAGGAGGUUCAGAUUGGCGGUGGCAGAGGCACCACAAGAGAUCAAAUCUUUAUUUGAUCAAUACUCUGAUAAUAAUGGUCUCAUGUCUAUAGAUCAACUCCGUCGAUUUCUGGUGGAGAUCCAAAAACAAGAUAAUGCUACUACUGAAGAUGCUCAAGCUAUCUUUAAUAAUCUUCAUGAGCUUAAACAUUUGAAUAUAUUUCACCGUAAAGGCCUCAAUCUUGAGGCCUUCUUUAAAUACCUCUUCGGUGAUAUUAAUCCUCCUCUCGAUGUUAAACGUGGGGUGCAUCAUGACAUGACUUGUCCUCUGUCACAUUAUUUCAUAUAUACUGGCCACAAUUCUUAUUUAACUGGGAAUCAACUAAGUAGUGACUGCAGUGAUGUUCCCAUCAUACAAGCACUACAAAGGGGUGUGAGAGUAAUUGAAUUGGAUAUAUGGCCUAAUUCCACCAAAGACAAUGUGGAGGUUCUUCAUGGAAGGACACUGACAACUCCUGUGGAACUUAUCAAAUGUUUGAGGUCUAUCAAGGAGCAUGCCUUUCGUGCAUCAGAUUAUCCAGUUGUCAUAACUCUAGAAGACCACCUUACGCCAGAUCUUCAGGCUAAAGUGGCUGAGAUGAUCACUCAAACAUUCGGAGAUAUUCUGUUUACUCCUGGCUCAGAAUGCUUAAAGGAAUUUCCAUCUCCAGAAUCUUUGAAGAAACGAAUUAUAGUAUCUACCAAACCACCUAAAGAAUAUCUUGAAGUCAGAGAAAUCAGGGAGAGGGAAGGCGAUUCACAGAGUGGGAAGCUUGGAUCUGAUGAAGAAACUUGGGGGAAAGAAAUCCCUGACCUUAAAGGCCAUUUUCGGGUUGAUGACAAGAAUGAAUUGGAUGAAGAUAAUAAUGAUGAUGAAGAUGCUGCUCCUGAUGGAGAUAAUAAGUCACAGCAAAAUAUAGCACCAGAAUAUAAACAUUUGAUUGCUAUUCAUGCUGGAAAGCCUAAAGGUGGAAUAGAAGAGUGUCUGAAAGUGGACCCUGAUAAAGUCAGGCGUCUUAGCUUAAGUGAACAACAGCUCGAAAAGGCUGCAGAAACUCAUGGAAAAGAAAUAGUCAGGUUUACCCAGCGAAAUAUACUUAGGGUUUACCCAAAGGGUAUUCGGGUCGACUCAUCCAACUAUAAUCCACUAAUUGGGUGGAUGCAUGGAGCUCAAAUGGUUGCUUUUAAUAUGCAGGGACAUGGAAGAUCACUUUGGUUGAUGCAAGGAAUGUUCAGAGCAAAUGGUGGUUGUGGUUAUGUGAAGAAACCAGAUUUCUUAUUGAAAUCUGGGCCACAUGGUGAGGUAUUUGAUCCUAGAGCUAAGUUGCCUGUGAAGACAACAUUGAAGGUUAAAGUAUAUAUGGGGGAAGGAUGGUACUAUGACUUUGAUCGGACUCAUUUUGAUGCAUAUUCCCCUCCAGAUUUUUAUGCAAGAGUGGGAAUUGCAGGGGUUCCUGCAGAUACUAUAAUGAAGAAGACUAAGACACUGGAGGACAACUGGAUACCUGUGUGGAACGAGGAAUUUGAGUUUCCAUUGACUGUUCCAGAAUUGGCUUUGCUUCGGGUUGAGGUACAUGAAUAUGACAUGUCUGAGAAGGAUGAUUUUGGAGGUCAAUCAUGCCUUCCUGUGUCUGAGUUAAGGAAAGGGAUUCGAGCAAUUCCACUCCAUGACCGUAAAGGAGUUAAAUACAAUUCUGUAAAGCUCCUCGUCCGUUUUGAUUUUGUUUGAGUGUGUUAGUGGUCCAUGGACAGAAUGUACAAAUUUGUGAAGCUUUUUCAAUGUAUUUGAUGUUGUGAGCUGGUGUGCUGUUAUUCAAUUCACAUUGUUGUGUAACAUAAUAACAUCUGUCCUGCCUGUUUCUCUGUAAGUUGUGACUAAGAUGGUGCAGGCAAUUUGGGGUAUACUUGUUGUAAAAAGUGGUGAUAUAUAUAUUACAUUUAUUACACA